Molecule: messenger RNA, 2648 nt
Organism: Aedes aegypti (yellow fever mosquito)
Lineage: Eukaryota; Metazoa; Arthropoda; Insecta; Diptera; Culicidae
Gene: Ir75l
Product: glutamate [NMDA] receptor subunit 1
Exons: 6
Coding region: 14-1921 (635 amino acids)
Cellular component (GO): membrane
Molecular function (GO): ligand-gated monoatomic ion channel activity
Source: RefSeq, a predicted model, not a curated record
AACAGCUUGCAUAAUGAGAAGUUCUAUUGGUUUGCUGCUGAUUUGCGGUUUGUCUAAGGCUGCUAUCAACUUUGAUUUGUUCAAGGAUUUUUUACGCUGGCAACAUUUGAAAUUUGUUACGGUGUUUCACUGCUUGGACCAAAGUGAUGAUGUACUCAACCUGUAUCACAAGAUCGGCCGUUCAUAUUCUGAGAAAGUCCACUUUGAAGACAUCUCUUACUUUACUGAAGCAACUUGGAACCAUAAGCAUGUGAUGAGAUAUGACUAUAACAAUUUGGGAGUUUCCGUUGACCUGGACUGUCCAGCAACUGAGAAGCUCUUUGAGGUUGUAUCAAACAACGAAUACUUCAAUGCAUCCUACUAUUGGCUAAUGUUCGCAAAUGGUUCACUGGAAGAAUCUGCUUGUCUGUUAGGCAAGCAGAAUUUGAACAUAGAUGCGAAGGUUACCUUGGUGGUUGAUCAAAGAGUUCAGCAUAAUGUCUUCGAUGUGUACGACGUGUUUAGUCCAGCGAUAAAACGAGGUGCUGCUUUGAAUACAACGCUUAUGGGGAAUUGGAGUCACGAGGGUGGAUUCACCAUCACGGUGAACCAGACGGAAUACGAACGUCGAAUUGACUUUGCAGGAAUUUCUUUAAAAACUGCUGUGUUGACUUUGGACCAAUUACAUCACGCUACUCUUAUGCAGCUUUUGACAAAACAAGGAACCAUACGUUCAUACUCCCUCCACAGACUUGGAUAUCGUUUUCUGGAGUUCCUACUUGAAAAGCACAACUUUUCAGUGCAAUUCAUCCGAAUCAACGAUUGGGGCUUUACCAGUACGGAUGGAUACUCCAGUUUUGGCCUGGUUGGUCAGAUGGGUGCGAAAAAGGUUGACUUUCUGAUCAACAGCCUUGCAUAUCAACCGGAAAGGGUCGGCGUUAUGGAUUACACCAUAACGAUCGGAGUGUCUAAAAUGCUUAUAGUGUUCCGCCAUCCGCAGAAAAACGAAGGCCGCUACUUUUUUCUCAAACCUUUUCGUGCUGAAUUGUGGAUCGCAAUUAUUGGUUUAAAUGUGGUGGCAACUCUAGUUGUCUGUAUGACCUACCGUUCCAAGUCUAUCAAAGAGUAUGAUGAUCCACGAUCCAAUGAUGACCGCAGGUUAGCGUGGCUUACAGUUUUUGGCAUUCUAUUUCAGCAAGGAACAUCAUCGACAGUAUCUUUCAGUUCUACCCGAAUCACUCUGAUCAGUACUCUUGUGUUCUCGAUUCUGAUUUCGCAGUUUUAUUCCGCUUACAUUGUAGGCUACCUUCUGAUCGUCCCUCCAAAAACUAUGAACACGGUGCAGCAUCUCAUCGAUAGCGAUUUCAGAGUUCUUGUCGAAAAUCUGGGCUAUAAUAUCGAUUUUCUUAAUAGAACGACAGAUCCCGUUGUCCUCGAACUCUACCACAGGAAGAUCCUCAACGGAGAAGACAACUUCGUGAACAUUACCCAAGGAUUGGAACUGGUAAAACGAGGUGGCUUCGCGUUUCAGUGUGACACGGCCUAUGCAUAUCCUCUCAUGAAGGAGUCCUUCACGGAUAAAGAAGUGUGCGACAUACAGGAAAUUAUGUACAAUCGAUUGCGACCUUUGAACCUUCCGCUUCGGAAGGGUAGCCAGUUCAAGCAAUUGUUUCGCAUUACGCUGAGAAAGGUGAUGGAAACGGGCAAUGGGGCCUACCAGAACAAAUAUUUCUUCUCGAAAAAACUCAUAUGCGACAAAAACUACAUCAAAACGGUAUCUGUAGACUUGGAUCACUUGUUAGUGUUGUUCGGCAGCUUGCUAGGGGGAAUGGCGGGAAGCUUUGUCAUUAUGCUAUUGGAAAUUGGUUAUGUCAAAGUCAGGAAAAGAAAAAUACAGGUUUUAAAUGGAAGUCGCAGUGAAGAUUCAUUGAAGCGCGAUUAAGCCAAUUAUACAAUUCAAUUGUCCAUUUCACGAAACGGUAACACUGAUGAUAUGUAUUGCUGUUACUUUCACACGUUACGACACCGCCUACUGUCAAAAUUUCAUUAAUAAAAUAAGUGAUCAACUGCAUCUUCAACAGUACUAGUUAAUUAUACACAAAUGUAGAUCUGCAUAUUCAAAUUCAAAAAAGUUCGAAUCAAGUACCGGAAGUAGCUUGAUAAGAGUUUAAAUUUUAAAUGAACUGCUGCCGAAAAUUAUAAUUUUCAAUCGGUUUGAUCAAUUUCAGUCUGUUACUUUUUCAAUCAAAUCUCGUUAGAUUGAAAAUGAUACAUUUUCAAGCUUAAAUGCAACCUCUUUUUUGUUUUGAAAAUAUUUGGUGAGUGAAUAAAAAACAAGUUAUUAUAAAUAAUAAAUAAUAAUAAUAAAAAAGUGUCGAUUCGAGAAGCAUUUGUCUCUUGUUAGUGUGAUUGUGAUACAUUGAAAGCGUGAAGAACCUUUACAUGCGAGAUUUUUAUUUUCCGACUUCCUAGACAUACUGACGUGGCAACUAUUAGCACUAUGAGUAAUUUGUUCGAUAGAUUCCAAAGAACAGUCGAAAGUUAAAAGAAAAUUUUCAAAUGGUCACUUUUUAUAUUUUCAUCAAUGGUAAUUACAGUUCCAACGGAAUUCGUUGUAAUUCAAUCGUUUUCUAUGACAUACACUCAAGAUUGAGAUCUAAAAAUGAUAA